GAAUAAAAUGAAAAUGGAAACUUUUUCAAAAUCGAAAUGAGUAUUAUACUGAUAUACAUGGAUAAAAUCUAUGAUUUACUAAUCAACAAUAGGUAGUCAUUAUAAAUAAGAAUCCAAAGAUUCAAUUCCAUAUUUUUAAGCGGGCAGUUUAAAUUUCUCUUGAAGAUUAAAGGGAAGCAAUUUAAUUGAUGAAAAAACUUUGGAUAGUGGAGAUUUAUUAUAGUUAUCUGAGUUAAAGGAAACUAUCAAAGAUUUAUUAAAAAUUUAAAUAAACUAUAAUCUUAGCAGAAUCAUUAUCAAAAUAAUAAGAUAAAGAUUUCUUAAAAUUUCUCAUCAAUAUCAUUCUUAAAUAAAAGAGUCAUAUAGUAACUUAAUCAGCUGUUAACUCUAGGAAAAUAGACAUUAGCUGAAAAGUUCUUACAAGAUAGUACUUGUUACUAGACAAUUUAAUUCCCAAAAGAAUUUUAAGUCAUGAAAAUAGAGCCAAUUAAAUCCUGAUGGCAAUAAAGAAUAAAUUAAAGAACUUGUUAAGAGUUUUACCUAAGAUAUUUAUUAUCUUGUAUAAGCCUUUAAAUAAUACAC
Messenger RNA from Paramecium sonneborni, 582 nucleotides. The record is from the annotation of a GenBank genome assembly. NCBI's taxonomy places the organism in Eukaryota, Ciliophora, Oligohymenophorea, Peniculida, Parameciidae.